Gossypium raimondii (Peruvian cotton) is the source of this 1838-nucleotide messenger RNA. Its product is annotated as methylthioribose kinase. The record is from RefSeq and is a predicted model, not a curated record. NCBI's taxonomy places the organism in Eukaryota, Viridiplantae, Streptophyta, Magnoliopsida, Malvales, Malvaceae. Gene Ontology annotation, molecular function: S-methyl-5-thioribose kinase activity. The transcript has 6 exons. The coding region runs from base 259 to 1518 and encodes 419 amino acids.
UUCCCGAUAAGCAAGCGUCUCAUUCAAAUCAUUUUCAUUUCACGACCAGCUUGCCCGGCCCUACUUCACUGAUCCCCUAUCGGCUUACCCAUUGUAAAAAUCUUCGACGCUAUUAUCGAAUCUUUUUAUUCUUUUUACUCUACAGUCUACAGUCCCAACGUUUGAAGUUAAGUCACGCCUCUCUCUUAAAUCUCUGUACAUCGCUUCUUCACUUCUUCUUAAAACCCCUCAAAAGGACUGCCUCAAACAAGGAAAACAAUGGCGUUUUCUGAGUUCAGGCCACUAGACGAGAACUCGCUCAUCGAAUACAUUAAAGCCACGCCGUCUUUGUCAUCGAAGAUCGUCGACAACUAUGAUGGUUUAAAGAUUAAGGAAGUUGGAGAUGGCAAUCUUAAUUUCGUCUACAUCAUCGUUGCCCCUUCUGGUUCUUUUGUAAUCAAGCAGGCACUUCCCUACGUACGACUUAUUGGGGAAUCUUGGCCCAUGACUAAGGAACGAGCAUAUUUCGAAGCGUUGGCGUUAAAACAACAUGGUGCGUUAUGCCCUGAACAUGUUCCUGAAGUUUAUCACUUUGACCGUACCAUGUCCUUGAUUGGAAUGCGGUAUUUAGAGCCGCCCCAUAUAAUCCUUAGAAACGGGUUAAUUGCUGGGAUUGAAUAUCCUUUGUUGGCGGAACAUAUGUCAGAAUACAUGGCCAAGACUCUUUUCUGCACAUCUCUCCUCUAUCGGUCAACCACAGAGCACAAACGUGCAGUGGCCGAAUUUUGUGGGAAUGUGGAACUAUGCAGGCUCACUGAGCAGGUUGUUUUUUCUGACCCCUAUAAAGUAUCUGAAUAUAACCGUUGGACUUCACCUUAUCUUGACCGUGAUGCGGAGACUGUCCGGGAGGAUAAUCUAUUGAAGAUUGAAGUAGCUGAAUUGAAAUCUAAGUUCUGUGAAAGAGCUCAGGCUCUUAUACAUGGAGAUCUCCAUACUAGUUCUGUAAUGGUUACCCCUGAUUCAACUCAGGUCAUAGAUCCAGAGUUUGCAUUUUAUGGACCAAUGGGAUUUGAUAUUGGUGCUUUUAUUGGAAACUUGAUUCUGGCUUUCUUUGCACAAGAUGGGCAUGCUGGUCAAGGGAAUGACAGAAAAUCAUACAAAGAGUGGAUAUUGAAGACAAUUGAGGAUACUUGGAAUCUUUUCCACCAAAAGUUUACCGCACUAUGGGAUGAACACAAAAAUGGCUCUGGGGAGGCUUAUCUUCCUGCAAUUUAUAACAAUCCUGAGCUUCAGAAACUUAUACAGGAAAAGUAUAUGAAGGAAUUGUUCCACGAUACUCUUGGGUUUGGUGCUGCUAAGAUGAUAAGGAGAAUUGUAGGUGUUGCUCAUGUCGAGGAUUUUGAAUCAAUUAAAGAAGCUAACAUAAGAGCAGAUUGCGAGCAACGGGCUCUUGAAUUAGGCAAGACACUUCUGAAGAGGAGGCGAGAGUUUGUGUCGAUUAGUGAAGUUAUUUCAGCCAUGAAGCACGUCCAAUCAUGAUGGAAAUGCUGGAAACUGCUGUGCACGUAUCCAUAAAAGCUUUUGCGCUUAAAUAGAUGGAAGGUUUUACAGGAUCCAUAAUUUAAUAAAGUUUUCAUGGUCCUUGAGGCAUAGGCCUUUGAUUGUGUGUUAAUGAGCAAAGGUUGCUGUCUAUCUAGCAUUAGUGCUGGACCGAACUGGUGCUGUUGCAAAACACCCAAAAUAUAUUCUGCCGAGUCCUAUAGUUUAAGUCAAAUGAAUUUUUUUGUCCUUGUCCUAUAAAGAAUGGAUGGCUCACUUUUUAAAAGCUUUACUACGGUUAGAGGCCUGAGUUAAGUUGA